Messenger RNA from Drosophila novamexicana, 2353 nucleotides. RefSeq names its product pyridoxal phosphate homeostasis protein. Gene Ontology annotation, cellular component: intracellular anatomical structure. Gene Ontology annotation, molecular function: pyridoxal phosphate binding. NCBI's taxonomy places the organism in Eukaryota, Metazoa, Arthropoda, Insecta, Diptera, Drosophilidae. The record is from RefSeq and is a predicted model, not a curated record. The transcript has 5 exons. The coding region runs from base 83 to 847 and encodes 254 amino acids.
GGCAACAGAUGUUUUUGGAAAAAAUUGCAAGAAUUCCGUCAACAACUUAAACAAAUUUAAUAAAGCUUAGAAUCAUAGUUAAAUGAUACGCCGCACAAUGGCCGAUUUUGACAUAAAUGCCGGCCUACAGCACGUAUUGAAGCGCAUCGAGUUGGCGUUACAAAGUCGUCCCAAGGAAAUCAACGCACCCAAACCCCUGCUGGUGGCCGUCAGUAAGACAAAGCCAGUGGAGUGUGUAAUAGAAGCAUAUAAAGCCGGCCAGCGUCACUUUGGUGAAAACUAUGUGCAGGAGCUGGUGGAGAAGAGUCAGCAUCCGGACAUAUUAGCACAGUGUCCCGACAUCAAAUGGCAUUUGAUUGGACAUCUGCAGAGUAACAAAAUCAACCACGUGCUUAAGCUACCCAAUCUGCACAUGGUUCAAACGGUUGACAGCGAGAAACUGGCCAACAAGAUAGAUGCCGCCUGGGCGAAGCUGCAGCCCACGCCAAGUGAACCACUGCGUGUGCUCGUGCAGAUCAACACCAGUGGAGAAGAUGUUAAGAGCGGUAUUGACGCCAGCGCUGCACCCUCACUAUUUAAAUACAUCAGCGCCAAUCUGAAGCAUCUACAGCCUGUGGGCAUUAUGACAAUUGGCGCCUAUGGAUUCGAUUAUAGCAACGGUCCCAAUCCGGACUUUGUGGCACUUAUGCAGGCGCAUCGCGCCAUUUGUGCGGCCAACGAUUUGCCACCCGACGCGUUGCAGGUCUCAAUGGGUAUGUCCAACGACUAUGACAAAGCGAUCGAAAUGGGCAGCACUAUAGUGCGCGUUGGCACAGCUAUUUUUGGACAUCGGGCCGCAAAAGCAUGAGCCCAAGGCAAUCGAGUGAAUUGCUAGAGGAAUGUGCCACAUAGCGUUCGCGCCGUGGGAUGUUUCUCUAUGUAUAAUUCUAGCACAAGUUGUAGUGCCUACGAUUAAUACAGUUGCUUCUCAAUGACGUCCGUAGCUAAGAAUUGUUAUUGGAAAAGCGCCCGUGUGCACAAAAACAAAUGAAAAUCUUCCAAGUUCGUUUAUGUACCAUAUAUUGAUAUACAUGCCCAUACAUGUUUCUCUGUGUACAUAUAUACCCAUACAUAAAUGUAAAAAUGUAUGCAUAUGAAAUUGAUUUGGCUUGUAUAUUUAGAAUAUCUUUAGAUAAACAAAUGUUAUGCGUAGGUUGUGGUUUUCCUGUUACCUUUGUGAUGCUUCGAAUGCUAUAUAGCUGUAAUAUUCCAUAUUAGUUUUAUUAAUGCCAUACUUCCAAAUGUAAAAUCAAUGUUGUUUGCCUGUUAAAUAUGAUAUUCAUUUUUUGCUUAUGAAUACGUCCGAAUUUCCUCGAUAAACAGAAUACUUGGUGCGAUGAAUUUCAUUAUUCCUUUCGGCAUCUCUUGAAUUUCUUGCACUAUUCUGCAUUAUUUUUAAUUUGGCGUUCACGUAAAGCAUUCAUCUUGCAAUUGUGGGAUUUGUGUUUUUUAUUUUGCUUGGCUUAAGGCCAACGGGUUGUCUGGUUACAUGCCAAAUUUCAAAACGCUUUGAAAUUUCGUUAAAAAUUACUUUCGAAAAAGCUAAAAAAAAAAAUAAAUUUUCAUUUUCAAUUACGUCUACGUGAUGAUUUAUCAAUGCAUUUUUAGGCCGACAACUUAAGGGCAAAGUCUUGCGUAUUCAGACUUUCGUUGGUUUUGAAUUAUGUGUUUGGGAAUUCGAUAUUCAGAAUAUAGAUAUGGCAAAUUAAAUCCUUAUGCAUUAUCUUUUUUAAUUUUCUAUUACUGCGACAUAUGAAACGUAUAUGAGAUGAGACGUGGGAAGUAUGUAUUGUAGUAAAGUAGUAUGUAAAAAAUGCACGUAUAUCACAAAAUUUGUAUCACAGAAUUGAUUUUUUAAAUAUGAUUAAAACAGGCUUAAUAUGAAAGCAGUAAAAAGAAAAUAUAUUUGUUUGAUCUGACUGACUGACUUAUUGGCGAUCAACGCACAGCCCAAAUUGCAAGAGCUAGGAAGUUAAAAUUUUCGCCGAAGUUUCCUAAGGCGAUGUAACUACACUCUCAGACGGGGCUUUAGGAAAUUCCAGCCGCAGCUGUGGAAAAUAGGUGAAAAUUAUUGUGAGCAAUUUAUUUUUGUCAUUCGAUCGGCUUCAAACUCAUUUACAAACAAUCCACUAGAGACAUGAUUCCCCAUGUUUUGGGAAAUUUACCCCCUAGGUCAAUUUUCAGGAUUCAAUCAAUAUCAAGUAUCAGCUAAACUAAUUUCUUAAUUUUUUUUUUUAAAUAUGUUUACCACAUAUUUGCAUAUCACAUAUCAAAAUGAUUAGAGUUGGUUAAACAUUAUUUUCAAAAUAUUUGC